Nematolebias whitei (Rio pearlfish) is the source of this 1059-nucleotide messenger RNA. RefSeq names its product family with sequence similarity 8 member A1a (gene fam8a1a). Lineage: Eukaryota; Metazoa; Chordata; Actinopteri; Cyprinodontiformes; Rivulidae. The record is from RefSeq and is a predicted model, not a curated record. The coding region runs from base 108 to 989 and encodes 293 amino acids. The transcript is spliced from 5 exons.
GAGUUGACUGGUCGCAGUCGCACGCAGCUAAAGACCCGCAGACGUGAAACGACUUAUGGACGCUGUAAAAUAUUGCCAGUGAUAAACUGGGUCACCUGUUUGUAGAUAUGACCGGUAACAAAAGCCGUGAAACGGACACAAAACGGCUCCAAAGUACCGUCACUACGGAGUACUGCGCGCAGUUACAGCGGUGGAUGUGGCACUGUUACUGGGGGAAUGUCAGCCCGCAGAGCUCGGCUGCUCUCGCGGCUUUCUCCUGUCUUCCUCCGCCGCACACAAGCGCUCAGACACCGGGUGCACCUGCCUCAAGCUCCGACAGCCGGCAUGAAAUGUUUGACUCGCGGAAUUGGCACGGUCACCCUCCUUUUGGACCCCCGACGUCCUCCCCUCCUCGCCCGGGUGGAGCUCAGACUGAUGCCCGGUCAGCCCAGCAGCAGACCGGGACUCCUCCUCAGGCAGGGCGAGAGUACACAAUUCCUUCUCCUCUCCUGAGGUUCCUUGCAGAAACUGUAGACUUCUUCAUCCUGUUUUGUGUGAAAGCCACUAUCGUGUUGUGGAUCAUGCAUCUGAGUGGUAUGAAGGACAUCACAAAGUUCGUCACCCACUUUAUUGUGGAGGAGUUUGAUGAGAACACGUCCAUAGAGGACCUGCAGAAAAUGAUGGUCGUGGCUCUGGUCUACAGGGUACUAGUGUGCAUCUACGAGACGAUCUGCAUUUGGGGCGCUGGUGGAGCGACGCCGGGAAAGUUUCUGCUCGGUCUCAGAGUGGUGACAUGCGAUACGUCUACGCUGGUGCGACCCAACCGGGUUCUCGUGGUCCCCGCAUCUAAUGUUUCUCUCUCGGCCUCUGCAGUGCGUGCUCUGAACAAGAACUUCUCCAUUGCCUUCCUCUUCCCGAUCUUCAUCACUCUCCUCCUCUUUCAGCACAACAGGACGGUGUACGACGUCAUGGCAGGGACCAUGGUUGUGCAGCGCAGGGGGGGCAGAUAGGCUCUCGUCAUGUCCACGUCCAACAGGUCCACAUCUUAUUUAUUUCAAAUCAGAUUUAUUUGCACUGAAA